Knipowitschia caucasica is the source of this 552-nucleotide messenger RNA. Lineage: Eukaryota; Metazoa; Chordata; Actinopteri; Gobiiformes; Gobiidae. The record is from the annotation of a GenBank genome assembly.
AUGCCGCGAUCCGACGCGCGCCCAAGAGCAAGGGGACCAGGUCACGAAACCCCGGCCAUACGCCUGCCGCCACCGCAUCAGGCAGACAAGGCUGAGACGAACAACCCCAAGGCCCGGCGGACCGGUGGGGAGGCCGCGACAGCCCUGAACACCAUGGGAUCCUCCAACUUUGUGUACGAUCAAGAGACGAAACACAAGGCAACGCCGGCUCAAUCGCACGCCCGACAACGUCACGCCCAGGGAUCGGCACCCGAGGCGAUAACCCCCAGACGCACGGCGAGCAACCCCAAGAACCGGCGAACCGAUCCAAGGAGGAGCCACCGCCACCCCAAACGUCCAAUGGCCGCCACAGCCCGACGCACGCACGGGGGACAACACCCAGGGCAGCACCACCCCAACCGCACGCCCACAAUCCCCACAGCAGGACCGCGGCUGACUCGCUUGUCCGGCCAACAGGCCCAGGGGGGGACUGCGGCUGUGGGCUCUAUGGUCCCGUGUGGACAGACCAUAGUGCAAGUGGGUCCCCUGUGGACCAUUGCAGGCGUAUGGUGA